AUGAUGGGGUGGUGGUCGUCUGGGGCCAACAAUGCCCUAGAUGAGCAAAUUGACAAGGCUACGAGCAGCAGUCUGUAUGAGCAUACCGAACCCCCGUUGCGAGCUUGCGGCAGGGCCCCCGAGCUAAUUGUAGUUGAUCACAGGGAAGACAUCGCUCUCAACCUCGAGAUUUCCGACAUUAUCAGAUCGAAGACGGUACAGCCGAAAGAAGCCAUGCGCUCGCUCAAAAAGCGCAUCAACAACAAGAAUCCCAAUACCCAACUCAGCGCGCUGAACCUCACCGAUACCUGCGUUAAAAAUGGCGGGGCCCACUUCCUCGCCGAAAUAGCCUCCAGAGAAUUUAUGGAGUCUCUGGUGUCGCUCCUCAAAGCCGUCGGUCCUGGUACUGUCAACGCCGAAGUGCGCGCCAAGAUUCUCGAGCUUAUCCAGUCCUGGGCCACCGCCGCCGAAGGCCGCUACGAACUCGGUUAUAUCGGAGAGGUGUACAAGACCUUGCAGCGGGAAGGUUACCAGUUUCCGCCCCGGGUCACGGUUGCCAGCAGUAUGAUCGACAGUAACGCGCCAGCGGUGCCCCCCCCCGAGCGCUCAUUUACCUACUCCUCUUCCCCCGCCAAGCCCAAAGGGUCUUCGAUGCAACCGCGGAACGCUCGGGUGGACGAUGGUUUUGACGAGGAUUUGAAGAAAGCUUUGGCGAUGAGUCUUGAGGAAGUCAAGAGCCAUUCCAGGGGUUAUGUCUCCUCCCCUGCGGCCAACGGGGUGACCUCAAACCAGCCUAAGCCAAACGGGCACGCCGCGCCCAAAGCGGUCGAAGAGGAGGACGAGGACUUGAAGGCCGCCAUUGCAGCGUCUCUGGCGGAUAUGGAGGAGCAAAAGAAGCAGCAUGCUGCGGCUCUGAAACAACAGGCCUCAGGCGCGGCAAGCUCUUCAUCAGCCGCACCGUCUGCACUUCCCAAGAACGACUACGAACUCACUCCGCUCGAAGCGGAGAACAUCAACCUUUUUUCGACUCUUGUCGACCGCUUGCAAACGCAGCCACCUGGGACAAUCCUGCGCGAACCACAAAUCCAGGAGCUCUACGACAGCAUCGGCGCGCUGCGACCCAAACUUGCCCGGACCUAUGGAGAAACGAUGAGCAAGCAUGACACCCUCCUUGAUCUGCACGCGAGAUUGUCAACGGUUGUCCGUUAUUACGACCGCAUGCUUGAGGAGCGCCUGUCCAAGGCCUACAGCCAGCACAGCAUAGGAGGAUAUAAUCUACCGCCGCCGAGGCAGGCUCCCGGACCGUAUCCAUCAUUGCAACCCAAUGCGCCCCCUGCCGCAGGGCCAGCAGAGAACUUCUACACGGGUGAGCAGCAACAAGAGUAUAGCCACCCGACAACACACCAGCCCUAUCCGCAGCCUACACUGGCACAGUACGGAGCCUACGACAAGCGCGGUUCUGUUUCUGCGCCUUCAAGCAAUCAAUACCCCCCACAACAAGUGCCUCAACACACUGGAAAUUGGGGUCCUGCGUCGUCUGCCCAGCAGUAUGGCCAGCAGCCCAGCUACCCCCCGAAUGAGCCUCCUCAAACCGCCCAGUUGCAACAAACGCCGAAUCCGGCGCAUUUAUCCGCGCCCGCGCCCGCGCCGAAUGACUCUAUCGGCACCACCCCUACGGCUGACCCCAGCGCAUCAUUCUACUUCAGUUCGCAGGCCCAACAGCAGCAACAGCAGCAACAGCAGCAACAGCAGCAGCAGCAGCAGCAGCCGCAACAGGUCCCCAGCUCCCCGCCCGACCCGAACAUGUCGCCAUACCCUAACCUUGCUCAACCAUUGCACUCAUACCAGCCAUCCCUACCUCAAACGCCGGCAUCCAUUCCCGCCCAGCCUUCCCAGCCGCAGCAAGCACAUCAAGCACCACCACAAGCCCAGCAGCCGUACUGGCAGCAUUCGGCCGCCCAGCAGACGCAACUCCCGCCGGUGUGGCAACCGCCUCCGAGCGCUGCGUAUGCAGGGUAUACCCAGGAGUCCUUCCCCUCGGCGCCGCACCAUGCUCCAAAGCAACCCGUUGUGGAGGAAAGCUUAAUCGAUCUAUAG
Molecule: messenger RNA, 2076 nt
Organism: Chaetomium globosum CBS 148.51
Lineage: Eukaryota; Fungi; Ascomycota; Sordariomycetes; Sordariales; Chaetomiaceae
Exons: 4
Coding region: 1-2076 (691 amino acids)
Biological process (GO): protein transport to vacuole involved in ubiquitin-dependent protein catabolic process via the multivesicular body sorting pathway; protein targeting to vacuole
Cellular component (GO): ESCRT-0 complex
Molecular function (GO): ubiquitin binding; phosphatidylinositol-3-phosphate binding
Source: RefSeq, a predicted model, not a curated record